Molecule: messenger RNA, 1719 nt
Organism: Cuscuta campestris
Lineage: Eukaryota; Viridiplantae; Streptophyta; Magnoliopsida; Solanales; Convolvulaceae
Source: the annotation of a GenBank genome assembly
CAAAAUCGAACCAAACCAAACCCAAUCCUUUCCUUUUAUCUUUGGUUCCGAACACCCCAGUGCACAAGUUAAUUUUGAUUCACGGGGGAUUCUUUCUCUCCUUAUUCUUUUUCCAAUCAAGUCGUCCUUGCACUUCCUUCCAGCUGCGAGCUUCUUGCUCCUUCCUAUGCGCGCACACACACCCUAGACUUUCCACUCUAACCUUCACCCGCCGAUUCUUCGUCUCACCAAUGGCUUCGAAGAAGAAGGAAUCGGAGGGAAUUGCGUUGCUUUCAAUCUAUGGAGACGAGGACGACGAGAUGGACGAUUAUCGGGAAGGAGAAAGCGAGAAAGACGAGGACCCGAUUCCAAUCGACGUCGUUGUCUCACCGGAUAAAGACCUCGGCGGAGAAGACAAUGGAAGAGGCGCGGGAUUGGAUUCGGGCAGGAGUCCGACUCCGUCGCCUUUGGCACCACCGCAGGUGGGAAUCGACAAUCUCACGCCUAGUAAGGUGUCGAACUUUGGGGGUUCUGCAACUGGAACGCCCCAGCUCACGGUUUUGUCACCCCCUCUACCUCAGCCGCAGGGAAAGCAAUUGACUGCGGUUUCUGAGGUGGUUGUGACUAGAAGUAGGCUCACUAUAGUGGAUUACGCCCACGACGAGGUGGCUAUGUCUCCUGAAACUGAGCAAGGAGGAAUCACUACCAGUGUUCAAGCACAUGAUAUAGACGAACUGCAAGUAGUUCACUCUUUAGCUGAAUCACAAGUUAGAAGUCCAUGGAGCUCUCUUCAGGGCCAUACACCCACUAUUCAAACACCUUCUCAUCAAUCAGUAGAGGCAAAUGCUGAUGAUGCAAAUGCUUUGAGUUCUGGAGAUGUUGAUAUGUUUCCUGCAGAAGAAAAAGAAGAUGAUCCACUGGAAAAGUUUCUUCCACCGCCACCGAAGACUAAGUGCUCUGACGAAUUACAACAAAAGAUUAAUAGGUUUCUUGAAAUAAAGAAAACUACUGGAAGAAGCUUUAAUGCAGAAGUGCGAAAUAGAAAGGACUACAGAAAUCCUGAUUUCUUGCGGCAUGCAGUGCAAUAUCAAGGCAUUGAUGAGAUAGGAUCAUGCUUCAGUAAAGAUGUAUUUGACCCACAUGGAUAUGACAAAUGUGACUUCUAUGACGAAAUAGAGGCCGAUAUCAGGCGUGAAAUGGAGAGGAAGGAGCGAGAAAGGAGGCAGAGUCCAAAAGUUGAUUUCAUUUCUGGCGGAACACAGCCUGGAGUAGUUACCAUGGGGAAACCCAAUCUGCCACUACCAGGUGUUGGAUUGAAUCCAGCUCCAACUUCCGUUGAUGCUAUGCCCCGGGAAAGCAGGCACAACAAAAAGUCAAAGUGGGAUAAGGUGGAUGUUGAUCAUAGGGAUACAAUACCUGUUGGGGCACAUGCAGCAUUGCUAUCUACUGGUAGUGGAUAUGCUGCUUUUGCGCAACAAAAACGGAAAGAAGCAGAAGAGAAGCGAUCUAUGGAGAAGAAGUUGGAUAGAAGAUCUUGACAUUGCUGCAAGAAAAAGUUGCGGACGAUCAUUAGAGAUGUAUGUCAAUGCUAAUAUUACUUUGACAAGAUCUAACAUCAUAAUUCUUGUAAUUCAAAUUUACCAUUCUUGUGAAAAGGGUUAUAGUAUCAAAUGUUCAAUUGCUUUUAUGUGAAUUACAUUUGAACUUCAAAACAUGUCCACAAAGGCUUUCAUCUUUUAU